CUCUCUCUCUGCUCUGACAUCGGGGUUUUCUCUCAUACAGUAAGCGCCUGGCACUGACAAUGUGGACAUCAGCGGGGAAUAUAUAGUGUUAUCAUCCGAAUUCGCGUCGUGUUCACAGCGCAUUCAACUUCAUUAUUACCAGAGCGGUGAGUGGAAAGUAAGAGUCCUGCUUCCCCCCUCCCUGCCCAUUCCAUCAUCCGUAGAGCAUCUUUCAUGCGUCUCCCUGGGUCCGAAUCCCACGUCAGGAUGAACUGUGAGCAGGAUUUUGGAGAUGGGGGCAUGAACGUCACUCUAACUCUCCGGCUGCUCAUGCACGGAAAGGAGGUCGGCAGCAUCAUAGGCAAGAAAGGAGAGACGGUGAAAAGGAUACGAGAGGAGAGCAGUGCACGUAUCAACAUCUCCGAAGGCUCGUGCCCAGAGAGAAUCAUCACCAUCACGGGCGCCACAGAAUGUGUGUUCAGAGCCUUCACUAUGAUCACAAUCAAACUGGAAGAGGACUUGGCUGCUCUUGUGGCGAAUGGCACAGUGACUAGUAAGCCUCCAGUUACGCUGCGGCUGGUCAUCCCGGCCAGUCAGUGCGGUUCCCUCAUCGGCAAGGGCGGCUCCAAAAUUAAAGAGAUCCGAGAGAAAACAGGGGCUCAGGUACAGGUGGCAGGAGAUCUGCUCCCUAACUCCACAGAGAGAGGCGUGACGAUAUCUGGCAGUCAGGACGCCAUCAUCCAGUGUGUCAAGCUCAUCUGCACUGUAAUACUGGAGUCUCCUCCAAAGGGUGCUACAAUUCCGUACCGCCCAAGUCCUGCUCCAGGUGCAGUUCUUCUAGCUGGAAAUCAGGUUUUCGAAACGUCAGAGUUUGCGUCUCACCCGCUUUUCUCAGUGGCUCAGGGAGGGCUGGAUCUGCAACAAGCUUAUACUGUACAAAACCAAUAUGGCAUUCCACACUCAGAGUUGGCCAAGUUGCACCAGUUGUCCAUGCAGCAGGGUCUUGCUCCCAUGGCUCAGCCCACGGCCACCCAAGUUCUGUCCGGCAUUGACUCCAGUUCCCAGACAGCAUCACAAGAACUUCUCAUUCCAAAUGACCUGAUUGGUUCAAUAAUCGGCAGGCAGGGUACCAAAAUCAACGAGAUCCGCCAGGUGUCGGGGGCUCAGAUCAAGAUUGGCAGUCAACUGGACAGCACUAGUGACCGACACGUCACCAUCACAGGCUCCCCAAUCAGCAUCAACUUGGCCCAGUAUCUAAUCACAUCUUGCCCCUACCCAAGCCAUCACCCUGAAUUAAACAGCUCCUUUCCCAUGAGUGCCAAGGUCCCCCCUCAAAUAAUCUGUUGCAACCACCAGCAAAACACACCUCUCUUAUGAUUUUUUUGUUUCUGUUUUUUGAUUCUUUUUUUUUAUCUCUCUCAAUUUUUGUUUAACAUGUCUUUUAUUUAACCUUCUAACCCUUCUCCAUCCGGCUCCCCUCCCUUGUCCCUCCACCCUCCUCUCCUCCACCUCCUUCCUUCCCUCCCUCAUACAGUUUAGAGACCGCCAAAUCCACUGCCCAGUCCUCCUCCAUGUCGACCCCUGUAGACCUCAACAUGAGCUUCACCCAGACUGCUCCCCCUGCAUCGUCCUCUGCCGCAGCCCUGGCAGCGAUGGGCGGCCUGCCCCACGCUCCAAUCUUGGGCGCCCCCUAUACCCUCCCCCUCUCCAGCCUCCUGGGAAUCAAAUCCGUCCCCUUCCUGGCACUCUCGGCCCCUGCUGCCCAAGCUGCCGCCGCCGCCGCCGCCGCUGCCCCUGCCCACGGCACCUUGGCUUCCUACACCGCCAAGAUCUCCUCCGCCAACGGCAUCAAGAAACCAGAGCGACAGAAGUUUGCGCCCUACUGAAGUUCGCCGAGAGGAACUAGCCAGUACCUCCUUUGUUUCCGAGACAACAAACAGGAGAGGAAUACUUUGAGGGUUAUUCUCUUCUAGCCUGAUGUAGCUGUGUAGAAACAGACGGUACCAAUUUGUUUUCUUUUUGGUUUUCAGUAACUUGUCCUGAAAAACGGUAUGAAAAUAAUGGCAUAAAUUAACGUUUUUUUUUUUGUUUGUUUUUUUUUGUUUGUUGAUGUUUUUGGCUGAGGUAGCCGCUAAAGCCAUAGACUAUUCCUAAUCUCCUAUUUUCCCGAAAUCUUUACACGCGUUUAUUGUCUACUCAUAUUUAUUGAUAACAAUGAAAUAUUCCCGCAAAGAGUUUAUAACGUAGAACACUGUUGACUGAUGCUAAUCUCUUAUGUAUCAGCUUUUAUACAAUGAUGUCUGUGAAUGCUUCUGUAUACAACUUCCUGAUUUUUUUAGAAAUCUUUAAAUGAUGUAUUAAAACGAAAAUAUGAAAAAAGAAAUGUUUUUAAAAUGACAUAAGAUCUAAACCUUGCUUUUGUGUUACAUUUUUACGUUUUGUUCACAUUCGUUUUGAAAUGUUAUUUAUUUUAUUUAUUGUGCGGAGUGUUUCUUUUACAGUCAAUGUUUGUUUUUUUCUGUAACGGCUGCAGAAAUUUCUUCCACUCGAUCAUGGUUACAUACGUCCUGAAAAAGACACGUGUUUGAGGAACCUCGAACAAGACAUUAGUUUAGGUUGUUGGUUACUUUACUUUAAAUGGGAAGUGAAUGGUGCCCCGGUGAAUUCUGGAACAAAUAUCCAAAUACUAAACGGCUAACAAAUUCAGCCAUGGCUGAGUAUGAACAUUAUUGUUUCAGGGGGGUUCUUUCACCAUUUCUAAUGGCAUACAAUGACUACUAUGCAUGGUGACUGCCCUUGUCGGAACCUAAUGCUGCAUGUUGACUUGGCCCCUCACACAUACACAGUAGCAAAGAUAGCUAACGCGUAGGUCUCUUUGUUGAUGGCGUUAAAAAUAGGCAGUGCUGCAGAAGAGCAAUAUUCAUCUGAAAGUACUAAAAUAUAGCAGAUCUACACAUAAACAUGCUUCAAGUGUAGCUACAGUAAUCAUUAUGCUCAAUCACAGAGUAUAUUACGUGGACUGACUUUUUUUCGUUUUUUAAUAUAGAAAUAAUCACACUUAUUUUUCUAAAACUAGAGUCCUAAAAUAUUGAAUGUGACCACUCACACAAUUCAUUCACGUGGUAGACAUUGACUCGUGUUUGUCAUUUUUUCUUUACCGUAACGUUUUUUUUUGUUUUCUUUUUAGAUCUUUUCAAACGUCUGUCCCAUACUCAUUUGCAUGAAUUUAACUUGGCGUCUAUGCAAAACAUCUCGGGGGCGGUUCAGUGAGGUAUCCUGUGUCAUGCUUCAUAGAUGGCCCUAAAUAAACCACCAGUGGGAAAGGGCUAUUGGCAAAGAUGGAAUUCAAGGACAAUGAUGCUCUCAAAUUUAUGAACCAUGCUAUGUAUAAUAUACAUGAAUAUAUAAAUAUAUGUUAUAUUAUAUUCAUAUUUCCCAUUCCAAAGCCUAACACAUAACCACCCUCUCUUAUACACUCUAUGAAAUGACACCGUGUGGCUUUGAAACGCACUGUCACUCUUCACCGUGAUAAUUCCACGAUAGCCGGACAAGGUUUGAAAACUGUGCAGAUGCUUGAAUUAUCCAAAGUCUGGUUUUUGGAUUCACACGAGGUUUCGUUUGUCAGCCAUGGCAUAAAUGCAACUCUUGUUUUAGUUUUAUUCAUCAAUGCCAUAAAAAUGAAUAAAAACAAUACUGUAUUAACGUAA
Pimephales promelas (fathead minnow) is the source of this 3686-nucleotide messenger RNA. RefSeq names its product poly(rC) binding protein 4 (gene pcbp4). Lineage: Eukaryota; Metazoa; Chordata; Actinopteri; Cypriniformes; Leuciscidae. The record is from RefSeq and is a predicted model, not a curated record. Gene Ontology annotation, molecular function: RNA binding.